CCAAUAGGGCCCAAAUACAGUAGCCCAUAGCCCGGGAAAGUUUCAAUUGGUAGUACUGGUCUCAAACGCCGUCGUUCCUCCCACGAACAACUAUCCAAACAUCUGACCGUUGGUUCCCGCUCCCGCCAUGGAUGUUCUCAUCCACUCCGCGGCCUCUCGAUUCUCAUUGCGUCUACACCGCCGCGCAUCUCUCCGCCAAUGUGCCCUCUCCGUGAGGUCGCAGUUGAGCCUUCCUUUCGCGGAGCAGAAAGCAAAGUACUAUAGGCAUCUCCAAGCGGCUGUUGAUGUGGUUGAGCGCGCCUGCCAUCUCUGCGUUGACGUGCAAAAGUCAUUGUUUUCGAGUGAUGGAAAUAUCAUUGAGAAAAUCGACCAGACACCGGUCACUGUUGCGGAUUUUGGAGUUCAAGCUCUUGUUAGCCUCGAGAUGAGCAAACUAUUUCCUUCAAUCCCACUGGUAGCUGAGGAGGACUCAGGGUUCGUGCGUGAAAAUAAUCUAGCCGGUGCUGUUUUUGCCGAGGUUACAGAAAAGUCAUCCAUCAGUGAUAAAGAAUUGAGUGAAGAUGAUGUUUUAAAGGCAAUUGAUAGAGGGGGAAAAGAUGCUUAUGUGUUUGGACCUGAGCCAACUACUUAUUGGAUAUUGGAUCCUAUUGAUGGGACGCGAGGAUUUGUUAAAGGUAGUGAGGCUCUCUAUGUGGUAGGUUUGGCUUUAGUAGUUGAAGGGAAGAUUGUUUUAGGUGUUAUGGGAUGCCCAAACUGGCAGGAAAGGGAUUCUGAUAUAUCGAACACUGAUGGAGCUGAGGAAAAUGUUUCCAGAUCAGGGAUUAUUAUGAUAUCUCAUGUUGGUUGUGGAACAUGGAGUACAAGACUAUGGGAUUGGCCGAAUAGCAAUAUCAAAAUGGCUUGUAAGUGGAUCAGGUGUGUAGUUGAUGGGUUUCACCAGGUCCAUGAAGCACGAUUUUGUAUUCCAGAGAGUCAAACAUGGGAGUCUUUACCUUUGUCUGCUCAGUUUAGUGCAACAACUUUUGCUAACAAUGUUGGCGAGAAACAGAUUCUUCUUCUUCCUGCAUGCUGUGGAAGUCUCUGUAAGUAUCUGAUGGUGGCAUCUGGAAGGGCAUCGACUUUCAUAAUGCGUGCAAGGACCAAGAGAAUUAUAAAGGUCUGGGAUCAUGCUGUGGGAGUCAUAUGCAUUCAUGAAGCGGGGGGAAAGGUAACUGACUGGAAGGGAAAUGCACUUGACUUUGCUGCUGAUGAAAAAGAACGAAGAGUUUUAUUCCCUUGCGGUGGUAUUUUGGUGACAAAUGACGGUUUACAUAAACGGAUACUGGAGAUUAUAUCAGCCAGCUGAUGAUUACUUGAUUUUAAUUGCUAAUCCACCAUGAUUACAUGUAUACGCAUUCAUCUGCAUCCAACCUUGUCCUUAUCUGAUCUGCAGAUUGAAAAUUGUGUAAUAUUGUAAGAAUUGAAUCGGUUCCUAUCAAUCAGAUAUUAUGGAAUUAUCAAUAGUUGUUGUUUUUUUGUAA
This is a messenger RNA of Salvia miltiorrhiza (redroot sage), 1520 nucleotides long. Its product is annotated as putative PAP-specific phosphatase, mitochondrial. The transcript is spliced from 9 exons. Gene Ontology annotation, molecular function: 3'(2'),5'-bisphosphate nucleotidase activity. NCBI's taxonomy places the organism in Eukaryota, Viridiplantae, Streptophyta, Magnoliopsida, Lamiales, Lamiaceae. The coding region runs from base 128 to 1345 and encodes 405 amino acids. Gene Ontology annotation, biological process: sulfate assimilation. The record is from RefSeq and is a predicted model, not a curated record.